AUGGCCGCGCGCACCGUUCGCCACGGACAUGAGUUCCAAUGGCAGACACGGCUUGUUUUGGCCAAUUUCGAGCGACAGCAGCAACCCAUCUUCUGGGCGGGCUUCGACAACAGGAACCAAGGAGUCGGCACAAAGACAGCCCUGGAAGAUUUCAUUGCCAGCGAGAAUGGCUUCCAGCUUGAAGAGACCCAGUGGGGAUGGAUGAUGGUGAGGAAUGAACAGGUCGCCCGCUUGGAGGCUUGCGGCUGGCCCGGCCCAAAGCGGAACUUCUGGGAGGUGGCCUCCAUCAGGCUGGCGAAGGCGAUGCGCCUCAACAAGGCGACAAAAGUACUUAUUGCCAUCAACAAGAACCUCACUGGAGUACGGCCUCUUUCCGAGUCCAUCCUGUAUCGGGAGGAGCUUCGGAACAUUGCCGAUGCCAUGCGCCCAGAACCGGCCUGGAACCCGGUCUUUGAGAUCUAUGACGUGAUGGGCAACUGUGUACCUGAGGUGGGCCUGGCCAUCGAGUUUUUGUUGGAAGAGUUGGCCAACCGGUCUGUGCAAGUGCGGUGCCGGGAUUGCACCCAAGGGCUGCAACAAUGCCGCAGCGAGCUGCAAAAGCCCAAGGGGCAACUUCCGGACCCAACUUGCGCGCAAGGUGAUUGCCGGAAUGGCCUCGGAAAGCUGCAAACCUGGGAUGGGGACCAGUACGAGGGGCACUUUAAGGAUGGCAACUUUAACGGCAAGGGCUUGCUUCGGUUGGGUGGUGGACAGAGCUACGAAGGCGACUUCGAGGAUGACCUCCCACAUGGCAAAGGCAUCUACAGGUAUGAGAACGGAGACAGCUAUGAGGGUACGUUCAAGGAUGGCCUCAGGAAUGGUGCGGGUAUCUUUAGGUAUGAAAGCGGAGACAUCUACGAAGGUGGCUUCAAGGAUGAUCUCAGACAUGGCGAGGGCCGCUACCAAUAUGCAGACGGAAGCAGCUUUGAAGGUGUCUGGAAGGAUGGCAAAAGAAUUGACUCAUCGACUUCUUGCUGGUGGUGUCGGCGUCAGUAG
This is a messenger RNA of Symbiodinium natans, 1035 nucleotides long. Lineage: Eukaryota; Dinophyceae; Suessiales; Symbiodiniaceae. The record is from the annotation of a GenBank genome assembly.